GGCCCAAUUCCAUUUCAAGCCCAGAAUCGUGGUUACGGUUCCCAAGCUGCAUUUCGAUGGGCCGUAACCAACAGAGACCCACAAAAUCUACCCGACCCGUAACCCGUCUCAAUAGAGGACGGAUCCAAUUUUCCGGCCCGGUUCGUAUCAAUAUCCAAAUCUGCCAAAUAUCUGAAAUCCAAACCCUUUUAUCCUAUUUCGGGUCCUCCGUUCGGACUCUCCCUGAACUCCAUCGCCGUCUGGAAUUCUCUAACCCGAAGUUUUUCUCUGUUGUUGAAUCCAAGGAUGAUUGGGACUUAGCUGUUUGGCUCCACUGUGCUAAGAGGAUUGUCCAUGUCAUGGAAAUAAUUAAUGAGAUCCCCGCAAAGAAAACAAAGAGACUGACUUCUGUUGUCUGGAAUCACUUCGAAAGAGUCAGAAAGGCAGACGCACAGUAUGCUGUUUGUGUCCAUUGCAAAAAGAAACUAAGUGGAUCCAGUAAUAGUGGUACAACGCAUUUAAGGAAUCAUUUGUUGAGAUGUCUGAAGAGAUCGAACUAUGAUGUUUCUCAAAUACUUUCUGCCAAGAGAAAGAGAAAAGAAACCAGUCAGAGUCCUCUUCAUCAAAGUAAUCUUGGCCUUACAAGCAUCACCUAUGAGGAAGGGAAAAUAAAAGACGAAAUCCUCAGUCCCAUACCUAUUAGAUUUGACCCAGAGCAAAAGAAAGAUGAAAUUGCCCAAACUAUCAAUCUUGGAAGUAUCAAGUUCGAUCAAGAUCGCUGUAGGUUGGAUCUUGCUCGCAUGAUUAUGCGACAUGGUUAUCCGUUGGCCAUGGUCGACCAUGUUGGGUUCAAAAUAUUCGUCAGUAAUCUGCAGCCCAUGUUUGAGUUUGCCGAGCAAGCAGGAAUUGGGAGUGGUAGACGUUUGGUUCUCGACCAUCCAAUGCACUGGAACUCGACCUACUUGAUGCUUGAAUCAGCAAUUGAGUACAAGGCCGCCUUUCUCCUUAUGCAGGAGCACGACCCAUCCUACUCGAAGGCUUUAUCAGAGAGCGAGUGGGAACAGGCUAGUGCUGUUGCUGCCUAUAUGAAAUUUCUUCUCGAGUUCACUAAUAUCACCAAGACCCCGAUAGCAGUUUACCUAGUAGCAGCAAUCGACCACCCUAACACUAAGCAAUCUUCCGUUGCCCCUAUCUGUGGACACAAGUUGAUUUGCCAUACGGGGUCACCAAAUUUGAUGGUG
Messenger RNA from Striga asiatica, 1220 nucleotides. Lineage: Eukaryota; Viridiplantae; Streptophyta; Magnoliopsida; Lamiales; Orobanchaceae. The record is from the annotation of a GenBank genome assembly.